GUCACCAGCGGUUUUUCGGGUUGAUCCGACUUCUUUUGGCUGCCGUGAGUUCACUGUAUUGUAAAGGGUACUGUGAAUCCUAGAGGAAGGGGGGGGUUGAUUUGGCAAAAAAAAAUCUCCCGCUUGGGUACACAUCCGGAGUCUCGACGAUCAUAAUUCACCGCACCAUUUACCUUUUAAAAUACUGAGUUUUAUUGUUUUUAUUAAUUUAUUGUAUUUCUCUUAGUUUAUGGUUUACGUUAACACUCCGGGAGGGCAGAAAUGGCGGCCAACAUGUACCGGGUCGGAGAUUAUGUAUUCUUUGAGAACUCCUCCAGUAACCCUUACCUGAUCCGGCGAAUAGAAGAACUCAACAAGACGGCCAGUGGAAAUGUGGAGGCCAAGGUGGUUUGUUUCUACAGAAGGAGAGACAUCUCCCACAGCCUCAUCCAGCUCGCAGACAAACACGCAAAGGAGUUGGAAGAAGAGAAGGAGAGCCCGGUAGAGACAGAUAUGUCAGAUAAACAGAAACACCAGCUUCGCCACAGAGAGCUCUUUCUCUCCCGGCAGUACGAAAGUCUACCUGCAACACACAUCAGGGGGAAGUGCAGUGUAGCGUUAUUGAAUGAGACAGAAGCCGUUCUUUCAUACCUUGACAAAGAGGAUACGUUCUUCUACUCGCUGGUGUACGACCCAACACAGAAAACCCUUCUGGCCGACAAAGGAGAAAUCAGAGUGGGACCGCGCUUUCAGGCAGACGUACCUGAAAUGCUACCAGAGGGUGAGGCAGAUGACAGGGACCAGUCCAAGCUGGAGGAGAAGCUGUGGUAUCCAGAGUGUCCGCUCUCCAGCAAACAGAUAGACCAAUUCCUAGUGGUGGCACGAGCGGUCGGGACCUUUGCUCGAGCGUUAGACUGCAGCAGCUCAGUCAGACAGCCGAGUUUACACAUGAGUGCAGCCGCAGCCUCACGAGAUAUCACACUGUUCCAUGCGAUGGACACAUUGCAUCGCCAUAACUACGACCUGUCCAGUGCGCUGAGUGUUCUGGUGCCGGCCGGCGGCCCCGUGCUCUGCAGGGAUGAGAUGGAGGAGUGGAGCGCCUCGGAGGCCGCCAUGUUCGAAGAGGCACUAGAGAAAUACGGAAAAGACUUCAACGACAUCCGACAAGACUUUCUGCCAUGGAAGUCUCUGACUAGUAUCAUCGAGUACUACUACAUGUGGAAGACCACAGACAGAUAUGUGCAACAGAAGAGACUGAAGGCAGCAGAGGCAGAGAGCAAACUGAAGCAGGUUUAUAUCCCCACAUAUAACAAGCCCAACCCCAACCAGAUCUCACUGACCAAUGGCAAGAUGGCGACAGUGAAUGGAGCGGGGCCCGGGGCCUUCCAUGUAGCAGGCGGGGGCAGAGCCUGCGAGAGCUGCUAUACCAUGCAGUCGGCCCAGUGGUACUCGUGGGGCCCUCCCAACAUGCAGUGCCGCCUCUGCGUUUCCUGCUGGAUGUACUGGAAGAAGUACGGAGGCCUGAAGAUGCCAAGCAGAGCCGAGGUCCCAGAGGAGAGUACCUCCCCCAGUCCAGUACCUACUGAGCCUCGCUCUCGGGGCCACACUGCUCGCCAGUCCAACCACAUGAUACCCAUGCGAAACAGCGGCAGCCCCAAGUCCAACAUGAAGACCAAGCAGGCCUUCCUGCUGCAGGCCACCCGCCUCACCAAGCUGGCCCGGCACAUGUGCCGUGAUGUCAUCAGGCUGCGCCGCGCAGCGCGCCGGCCCUUUAUCCCCAUUAACUGUGGGGCCAUAAAGGCAGAGUAUAUGUUAAGGGUCUCAGAAGGGCAGGGGACUCGCCUUCCCAAAACCAGAGCCCCCCAGAGGAGCACUCUUACCAGUGUGGUGCAGUUUCUAGAGUCCCGCCCAGCAGCCCAAGCCCCUCGCUCCCACCGCACCCCGGGCCUGCAGACGCCCCCCCCUCGACGCCUCCUCUCCUCUCUCCCACACGGCCCCCACGGCAUGCUGGGAAAACGCAGCUACCAUCACCACAGCAGGGCUGAGCCAGACAGACGCUCAGAUAACCCUGGUACAACAGGUGGACCCCCCCUGCAUAACGGCCGCAGCAGCAGCAGUGGAAACAGCCGGGGAGGAGUGACGAUCCGUAAGAGGCGCCCCAACUGGAUCGAUGCCCCUGAUGACAGCUUCUUUCUUGUUACCCGGGAGACCAGGUAAGCAAAGGAGGGCCAGGCGGCUGCUGUCCCGCACCCAGCUGAGGCACGCUUGUCGGCAGCCAUGCGAGCAGAUCACCUUGCGCAGGGUCACCCAGGGCCUGCCGCAGGGGCUGGUCCUCGCCCCUCCGCACCCCCACCCCAGCCUGAGGAUGCGAGGCCCUAUCGUCAUCCACGACUGACCCUACACUGACCCUCUGACCCCCCUGCUGCAUACAUACUAACAGAUUCUCACCUCAUAUUCUAUCAUUAAAUUCCUUUAUUCCUUUAAAACGCCGUAAUAAUCCUGAACUCUAAAAUAAGAUGGCAACAGAAGGAUGUAAUGAGCCGUGAUGCAAUAGAAACACCUGACCUGACUGCAAGUGCUGCCUGAAUUUAUUCCUGGGAAUGUGUUUUCAGGUGUAAAUAUUUGGGUGCAUGCAAGUGUGUGGCAGAGAGAGAGAGAGUGUGUGUGCGUGUGUGUGUGUGUGAGCGAGGGGAUGUUGAGCCAUGUGCUGUUCUUAGUUUUUUAUGGUUGGACAUAACGACAGAUCUUUUAUGUGACUUCUUUGUGUUGAUCGUGAAUUGUUGUGAAGUUUUAUCAGUUUGUAUAAAGUUAUUUUGGGUGGGGGCAUGGGGUUGGAUUAUGAUUAGGGUUGGGGUGGGGGGUGGGUUUGCAUUUGUGGGGUUCUUUCAAUUUUGGAGAAGAGGCAAGUGUCCAACGCUGACGUUAAAAAGAGAAUGCACUAAGAAGACUGAACGAGCGGCCUUUCUUUUAAAAAAUGGCUGCUUUUAAUUAUGUUUUACCUGCAGUUUUUCACCCUCUUUUUAAAUCAAGGAGCUGGAGCUGGUGUUCAAUAAUAAUGACCUGGUGACAUUACUUUACAAAUCUGCAGGCUUGAAAAUAUAACAAGGCAAAGAUAUAGAGAGCUUACAUGAUACGCCUCUGUGAUGAAUCACUGUAUAAUAUAUGGUAUAUCUCAUUAAAGUACUGUAAAUCUACUCAUCGUAUUUCUAUGGCCGACUGUACCUACCUAGCCCUAACAUGGGUACUAGAGCACUUCCUUUGCAACAGAAAAGGGCAUGGAUCUGUCACACUUUCCUCAAGGCUGGGAUGCACCGGCAUCGUUUUGAGGCUUUUCCAUGAGCUCUUUGCUAAUAUUCCCUCAUUGUUCUUUAAAGCCAAUUGUCAAGUCCAUCCAGUUCCUUCUGCAUGUUGCCAGAGGGCGUUGCCUCAAACAUGCCAGGUUAACAAACCCAGCCUUCAGGUGUGUUUAAUUAUGAGUUUUUAAACUGGCAUUGCCGACGCAUGUCUUUGAGGUGAGAGCCUCCGCUGAUGAUUUCCUCUCUUUCAUUCAGAAUGUUUAUGUUAGUGUUUCCUGUGUGUCAUGUGUUGAAUUAUGAAUAUGAUGAGAAUAAUAAUAAUAAAACAACACAAUACAAGAUGA
This is a messenger RNA of Gymnodraco acuticeps, 3619 nucleotides long. RefSeq names its product metastasis associated 1 family, member 3 (gene mta3). The transcript is spliced from 19 exons. The coding region runs from base 262 to 2196 and encodes 644 amino acids. NCBI's taxonomy places the organism in Eukaryota, Metazoa, Chordata, Actinopteri, Perciformes, Bathydraconidae. Gene Ontology annotation, biological process: negative regulation of transcription by RNA polymerase II. Gene Ontology annotation, molecular function: transcription coactivator activity; sequence-specific DNA binding; transcription corepressor activity. The record is from RefSeq and is a predicted model, not a curated record. Gene Ontology annotation, cellular component: NuRD complex; nucleoplasm.